CGUGUGGGCGUGGCCAUGGACGGGAAGUCCUCCGCCCUCCCGGAAGUUGUCCCGUUUGCGAGAUUCAAGCACGAACUCGCGCGAGAGCUCGCUCUUUUCCCGGAGAGGUCGGCGUCCAAGAUGGCGGAAGUGGAACAGAAGAAGAAGCGCACCUUCAGGAAGUUCACCUAUCGCGGGGUGGACCUCGACCAGCUGCUGGACAUGUCCUACGAGCAGCUGAUGCAACUCUACAGUGCCCGCCAGCGCCGGCGGCUCAACCGGGGCCUGCGCCGCAAGCAGCACUCGCUCCUCAAGCGCCUCCGGAAGGCCAAGAAGGACGCCCCGCCGAUGGAGAAGCCCGAGGUGGUCAAGACCCAUCUGCGGGACAUGAUCAUCCUUCCCGAGAUGGUGGGGAGCAUGGUUGGGGUGUACAACGGCAAGACCUUCAACCAGGUGGAAAUCAAGCCUGAAAUGAUCGGCCACUACCUGGGAGAAUUCUCCAUCACCUACAAGCCUGUGAAGCACGGCCGACCGGGUAUUGGGGCCACCCACUCCUCUCGGUUCAUUCCUCUGAAAUAAAAAGGGUGGUUUGGGAAGAACAUGGAUAGGUGUAAAUAAAAAAUAAUAAUUUCCCAGUGGGAAAA
This is a messenger RNA of Pogona vitticeps (central bearded dragon), 623 nucleotides long. It is a transcript of the gene RPS15, whose product is annotated as ribosomal protein S15. NCBI's taxonomy places the organism in Eukaryota, Metazoa, Chordata, Lepidosauria, Squamata, Agamidae. The record is from RefSeq and is a predicted model, not a curated record. Gene Ontology annotation, cellular component: cytosolic small ribosomal subunit; ribosome. Gene Ontology annotation, molecular function: RNA binding; structural constituent of ribosome. Gene Ontology annotation, biological process: translation; ribosomal small subunit assembly.